GGGUGGAAGUGGCGGCCGCGCCGUUUGUAUUAUGUAGCAUGCGCCGCCGCCAGUUGCCUAUCUGGUGGGAUCAUGAGGCGCCUUGCAUGCUAGCAGUGCCAGUGCAACCCUCCUCGAGCUGACUCCUCCUAAGGAAAGAUGGAGUCAAACCUGAGCUCGCCAAACCUCACAGAGGACUGGAACAGCAGCGUGGUCGGGCCGUCCGAAGAGGAGGUGCAUCGGAGUUCGUUCACCUGGAACAACGUGAUCCUUGUGACGACCCUUAGCAUCGUCAUUGCAGUAACCAUGGUGGGCAACACCCUGGUAAUCGCAGCUGUGCUGACCACCCGCCGGCUGAGGACGGUGACCAACUGCUUCGUCAUGUCCUUGGCCGUGGCCGACUGGCUCGUGGGUCUGUUUGUGAUGCCGCCGGCCAUCGCCUACCAGGUCAUGGGUUCUUGGGAGCUGGGCUGGGUCUUGUGUGACAUCUGGGUGUCCCUGGACGUCCUGCUGUGCACGGCGUCGAUCCUCUCACUCGGCGCCAUCUCGAUCGACAGGUACCUGGCGGUGACGCAGCCCCUAAUUUACAGCAGGCGCCGCCGCUCCAAGAGACUCGCCCUCGCCAUGAUUCUGGCCGUGUGGCUCGCAGCUGCCGCCAUCACGUGCCCACCCAUCUUCGGCUGGUACGAGCACGGGCGUCACGAGAACAAAACGUGUCGCUACAACCGCAACGUGGGCUACGUCGUCUUCUCGGCGAUGGGUUCAUUUUUCCUGCCGCUGGUCGUCAUGUUGUAUGUCUACGCACGUAUCUCGUGCGUGAUCGCGCGACGCCUCGACCCUUUGGCCGCGGCCGCGCGCACCGAGAUUCCCGUCGAGCGCGCGCCCUCGUCGUCCGACAACCACGAACACCGCGGCUCGUACAUUUGGAUGUUUAAAUUUGAACGGAAAUUGGAAAGCGUAACUGUGGAAAAGGCAGAGGAGAGAAAACUUUCAAGGGCGUCGGCGUGCAACACCCCACAACUGCAGAGGCUCCACUCCUGUUGCUCCAAUCAACACGAAGUGCGGACAUUAAGUAGACACGCCGCAGCUCAAGGUCUGCAGAGCCACUCGAGCCGAGUGUCUUCGUUCCGGCGCGAAAGCAAAACAGCCCAGACGCUGCUGUUGGUGGUGGGCGGCUUCGUGGCCUGCUGGCUGCCCUUUUUCCUGCUCUACAUCAUCACGCCGUUCCUUCCGACGGCCCCGUCUCCUGACCUGCAGAGCUACUUCACUUGGCUAGGCUGGAUAAACUCGGCCAUCAACCCGUUCAUCUACGCCUUCUACAGCGCCGACUUUCGAGUGGCAUUUUGGCGGCUGACCUGCCAGCGUUUUUCCAAAUCACCGCGACCCUUUGCUCCGGCUGUGGCCGAUCCUCUGUACCACCACUCGGAACACAGCUCUGUUCGCCGCAAGCAGGCCCUACUGGUUACCUGACCCAAAGCACUUCAAUGAGACAUUCUCGCCGACUCGGCGUUGUGAAAAUAAGGACAAAACAACUUACAAACUAUUGGUUCCUUGAAGGUGACAAAAGAAUGAACUUUUUCAAAAAGUGAUCAGACGUUGAAGAAAUUUAUUAGUGAUGGAAAUGUUUUAGAUUUUAAACAGGUUUUAAAAUUUAAUGGUUGAUCUCUAUGAUGCCAAUGCAUUUUUAAUGUUUUUAAUGUUUUAUAAGCUCUAUUAAUAUUUAUAAUUUGCAUGUGAAAAUUUUGCAAUUAAAAAAAAAAACACGUAGUGAAACUACUUGAUCUUAAGUUGUGAUUCGGUAAGGGGAAGUUCUCGCUUUUGAUCAGAAUUACGAGCUUUUAUGGCGUUUGAUGUGCCAAUUCAAAAUAUUUAAAAAAAAAUUCACCCAUCUCGGAAUUAAUCUCACUCUAUGGAAUUUUAUCGUUCAACAGAUCUCAACCCAGUGUUAGAUGUUCCGCUCAAAGUUUGCGGCGUCCACUGGCUAACAUGUCUAGUCAUAUUAAUAGACUUGUACUUUUAAAUGUCUUAACACAAAAUUAAAUUCUAAUCGGAUGUAAGGGUAAAUUCUCUAGAAAAAAAACACCACGCCAGAAAAUUUUGUGUCAAAAUUCGUGGACCUGUAAUUAAUUGUAAGCUGAAUUUUCAGUCUAUAUGGAGCUGGUUCGAAAAAUAAGUAAUAUUAAUAAUUGUGCUGCAAUGUAAAAAAAAAAUCAAAAUGUGAUGUCAAAUUACAAAACAUGAUAGAAAAAAAAUAUAAUAAUUGUGUUGCGUGUGAAUCAAGCAAUCCUCUAUUAUAAAUGUUGGAAAAAAAUAUUAAUUGGCGGCUGUGAAUGUUGGAAAAAUAAAGCAAAUAUUAAAAAAAAAAAACUUUUAUUGUCGAAAGGUCAAAACUAAACACCAGCUUAUGAGGUGCUUUAUGCAACACGCGCGACAUAUUUGUCAUCCCGGUUGCAUAGAGCUUAAACUGGGGCAACUAGCCAGUCAAUAUAGCAGAGGGCCUCUCGGUCAUGUGCCACGUCGAACGGCACAAGCUGAAUUGUUCUUUUAAGUGUUGAGGAUCAAAGAUAUACCUUUAUACAAAGCAAAAAAUAUCCAGUUAUUAGUUUCUUAAUAAAAUAGUAAUAAGAA
This is a messenger RNA of Neocloeon triangulifer, 2607 nucleotides long. Its product is annotated as tyramine receptor 1-like. The record is from RefSeq and is a predicted model, not a curated record. Gene Ontology annotation, biological process: adenylate cyclase-activating adrenergic receptor signaling pathway. Gene Ontology annotation, molecular function: G protein-coupled receptor activity. Bases 139 to 1449 code for a protein of 436 amino acids. The transcript has 9 exons. NCBI's taxonomy places the organism in Eukaryota, Metazoa, Arthropoda, Insecta, Ephemeroptera, Baetidae. Gene Ontology annotation, cellular component: membrane.